AUUAUUGAAUAUGUUAAAAAGUAAAACCUAAACCCUAAUUUCCUAACUAAAUCAGCGCCGCACACACAGCCACAACUCCACUCCACCACCGCGUCUGACUCCCAUCGCUCUCCAGUCUCCACCACCGGGCGUUCCGCGCCGACGCCGUCCCACCCCGCCGGCCACCACCCCACCUACUCUUCGCCUGCAAUCCCCCACCACGCCACCUCCGCGCUUGCAAUCCCCCAGAGCAGCUCGAAGCUCGAGCGCAGAGCGCCGCAGAUCUGCGCCUCUCUUCCCGACGGCCGACGCCCUCCACCUCUGACCUCAGAGUUUCAGACGCCCUCCCCAGAGCACCUCAUCGGCGCGUCAUUCCUUCAGGCUGCAGAUUUGCGAGGAACACCCUUGUGAGAAACUUCACAACAACACAUUCACAAACUUGAGCCCGAAGUCACAAAUUUUACCCAGCGGAUAGAAAAGCUCGAUAUUUACUGGAUAAAAGGCAGCUACUUUUGGCGAGAAACACGUUCCCCAAAAAUCUAUACUUUAAUAUUAGUAUAGAUGGCGAAUGCGGAGGCGGAGGCCGUCGAUUUCGAGCCUGAGGAGGACGAUCUUAUGGACGAGGAUGUCGGCGAUGGCUCCCCCAACCGAGCCACCGUUCCUCGCCUGAAGUCCGCCAUCACCGGCGGCGGCUCCUCCACCGCUCCAAAGAAGACCAAGGGCCGCGGGUUUCGCGACGAGGCCGCUGCUGAAGCGGACCGAAAUGCUCGCAUGUCCGCCCCCUUCGAUUCGCUCGAUUCAGAAGGCGGUCCUGGCCCCGAACGAUCUAUUGAAGGAUGGAUUAUUCUGGUUACUGGAGUUCAUGAAGAGGCUCAAGAGGACGAUCUGCAAAACGCAUUUGGUGAUUUUGGAGAGAUAAAGAAUUUACACUUGAAUCUCGAUCGUCGUACGGGUUUUGUCAAGGGCUAUGCUCUAAUUGAAUUUGAGAAGUUUGAGGAGGCACAGAGAGCCAUAAAUGAGAUGAAUGGAACUGAACUCCUAACCCAGACCAUGAAUGUUGACUGGGCGUUCAGCAAAGGUCCAUUUAGAAGAAGGAACAUUAGGAGGAGGUAUGUGAUCUCAAAUUCUCUGCAACAACAAUAUAAGUCCCUCUGUUCUUUCUAAAUGUCUAACUCAAAUUAUGGGUUCUUAUUACUGUUGCUCAUAGUAUAGGACUAGGAAAUAGCUGUACCAAACAUGAUAGUGCUCCCCAUGUACUUUUGGAGCCAGAGGUAAUGUGCAGAGCUUGGGAAAUACUGAUACUGGAAAUGUGCAUGUGUCACUUAUUACCUUAACAGACAAAUACAUCAUUUGGAAUGUUGUUGAGGGGGCAUGUUAAAUAUUUUAAUUAUCAGUUAGGGUUUGUAAUAAUUCAGACAUGGUGAAUCAAUGUUAGGAUACGUAACCUUGAAAAAUCUCUCCACUUUGAAUAUGUUAGAUGACACUCUUCAAAUCUAGUUUUGAGUGACCCAUAUUAGGUUGGUAAUAAUUUUGAAUUGUCUUGUAGUGGGAGUUGGAACAACCACAUUAUAAAAAGGGCAUGUAAUUGGGGAUUAAAAAGUUUACAAACCCUCUUUUCAUGUCUGGAUCCUAUCCGACUGUUACUGUUUUGUGAUUCAUCAUUUUUAUUGAAAUCUUCUACAGAUCACCUCGGGGUCAUCAUUCCAGGAGUCCAAGGAGGAGAUUCUGAUCAUGGUGGCAUGUGAGAGUUUUUGGCACUUUGAUUUAGAGUGAAGAUACAAAUGUGAAUCUUUGUUAACUUUUAACAAUGUGUACGAUUGUUGUUUCUGUUGUCAGUUUUCGUUCAUUGACUUCAUUUCAGCUGUAUUAACGUAUUUAUGAGGCUUCUUUGGAUUGCUCUUCCUGGCUUGCUAUUUAUAUAGGUUGGUACUUUAGUUGAA
This is a messenger RNA of Salvia miltiorrhiza (redroot sage), 1919 nucleotides long. RefSeq names its product RNA-binding protein Y14A-like. Gene Ontology annotation, molecular function: mRNA binding. The record is from RefSeq and is a predicted model, not a curated record. The transcript has 5 exons. Gene Ontology annotation, biological process: RNA splicing. Gene Ontology annotation, cellular component: nucleus; cytoplasm; exon-exon junction complex. The coding region runs from base 541 to 1143 and encodes 200 amino acids. Lineage: Eukaryota; Viridiplantae; Streptophyta; Magnoliopsida; Lamiales; Lamiaceae.